CAUCCAUUCAUAGUUGAAUUAGUAUAUGCUUUUCAAACUGGAGGCAAAUUAUAUUUAAUUUUAGAAUAUUUAAGUGGUGGAGAACUUUUCAUGCAUUUGGAGAGAGAAGGUAUUUUCCUUGAAGAUACUGCUUGCUUUUAUUUGUCAGAAAUAAUUCUGGCAUUGGAACAUUUACAUAGUUUAGGUAUAAUUUAUCGAGACCUCAAACCAGAAAAUGUUUUAUUGGAUGCUCAGGGUCAUGUUAAACUAACUGAUUUUGGAUUAUGUAAAGAACAUAUUCAAGAGGGCAUUGUCACACAUACAUUUUGUGGUACAAUUGAAUAUAUGGCACCAGAAAUUUUAACAAGGAGUGGACAUGGGAAAGCAGUAGAUUGGUGGAGCUUAGGCGCCUUAAUGUAUGAUAUGUUGAUUGGUCAGCCACCGUUUACCGGCGAUAAUCGCACUAAAACAAUAGAGAAAAUAUUGAAAGGGAAACUUAUGUUACCUGCUUACCUCACACAAGAUGCACGCGAUUUGAUAAGACGUCUUAUGAAGCGUUCUGAGACCCAACGCUUAGGUGCCACGGGUGCCGCAGCGGUGCGUGGGCACGCCUUCUUCAAACACGUACAUUGGGAUGAUGUAUUUAAUAGAAGACUGGAACCUCCGAUGAAACCAAUACUAUCAAGUGAAGAUGAUGUAUCACAAUUUGAUACAAGGUUUACUUUACAAACACCUAUAGAUUCACCUGACGAAUCAACUCUUAGCGAAAGUGCCAAUCUUAUGUUUCAGGGCUUCACUUACGUGGCACCUUCAGUAAUGGACGAGAUCCACAAGCCACGAGUGAUCACGGCGCGUUCCCCGAGGAGGCCACGGCCGCAACACCACAGCGCUUUCGCCGUGCCGCCCUCAUCCACCACGCAAGCGCUGCAGGAGGACCUCAUGGAUGUACAAGGUCUACCUAUAUAG
Parnassius apollo (apollo) is the source of this 945-nucleotide messenger RNA. Lineage: Eukaryota; Metazoa; Arthropoda; Insecta; Lepidoptera; Papilionidae. The record is from the annotation of a GenBank genome assembly.